CAGUUGUCAAUUUCUUACAGUUAUUUUUGGAAAAUAUUCAUAAAAUAAUUAAGAUCCAACACCCACACGACUUGAACUUGUAAUAAGAAUUAGGAUUUUAUUAUAAUAAAUCCACCGAUAUUUUUGCGUUUUACACUAAAAAGCAAAAAUCCCAUCCUCUUAUAAAAUUUUACAGUAAUGUUUAUGAAAUUCUGAUUCUGUUCCAAUUUUUGUAGACAAUAAUUUUUACAAUGUCUUUGGUUAGUGAUUUGAAGAUAGCCGUAAUAUGCUCCAGCAAUAUGAAUCGAAGUAUGGAAGCUCAUGCCUUUUUAGCUAAAAAAGGAUUCGAUGUGAAAUCCUACGGGACUGGGGAUAAAGUUAAAAUUCCAGGGUCUUCCUUUGAUAAACCAAAUAUCUACGAUUUUGGUACAUCAUAUGAAGAUAUUUACACGGAUUUACUACAAAAAGAUAAAUCUUUAUAUACACAAAACGGGUUACUUCACACUCUCGAGAGGAAUAAAAGAAUAAAAACACACCCUGAAAAGUUUCAAGAGACUAAUGUAAAAUUUGAUAUAUUAAUUACUUGCGAAGAGCGAGUCUACGAUGCAGUUCUAGAAUUUAUGGAAAAUAAGCCACCUUUGGAUAAUUCUAUAGUGCAUGUGAUAAAUAUUGAUAUUCAAGAUAACCUAGAAGAAGCAACUAUAGGGGCAUUUUUAAUUAGUGAUUUGUGUAUUAUGAUGGCUAAAGCGGACGAUCUUGACAACGAAAUAGAAGAAAUUUUACACAACUUUGAGGAGAAAAACCAGAGAUCAAUUUUACACAGCAUAGUAUUCAACUGAUUAAACGUGCUUUAAAUUUAUACAUGUUAUGAUAUUACCCAUACUAUUCGCAAAUGUAUUAACUUGUAUGAAACAAUUAUACUAUCCUAAAGCG
Phyllotreta striolata is the source of this 912-nucleotide messenger RNA. NCBI's taxonomy places the organism in Eukaryota, Metazoa, Arthropoda, Insecta, Coleoptera, Chrysomelidae. The record is from the annotation of a GenBank genome assembly.